GUCUGCAGACUAGCGUGCAUCAUGCUGCAUGAUCCCUGCCCAUCUGUAGCUCCAGUGUUUCUUAUAUCCUGUGUCACCAUCCCGCGAGACAAAACACACCAAAUUCCAAUUUUCCCACCGAUUCAAGAUAUCCAACGAAAUGACAGCCGCCAAAGACAAACCAACCAAACGCCCAGACGGCCGCUACGACAACGUCGAUUUCACAAAAGCAGUUGGCUUCAAGCUGCCCACCGUAAAAGCGAGCUACCUACGCCGCGACGUGCUCCUCUUCGCCAACGCAAUAGGCUGCACCAAAGAUGAACUCCACUUCCUCUACGAGCUGCAUCCCAACUUCUCCUGCUUCCCCACCUUCCCCAUCAACCUCCCCUUCAAGCAGACAGACCCAGACGUCUACGACUUCUUCGCCCGCGCCCUGCUCACCGACGUCCCCGGCGUCCCGCCCUUCGACCCCCAGCGCUCCGUCGACGGCGAGCGCGGCAUCGAGAUCCUGGCGCCCAUUCCCGUGUCGAGCGCGGGCCUGGAUCUCGAAAUCAGCCCGCAGAUCGUGGGCGUGUACGACAAGGGCGGGAACAUGAUUCAGGAGAUGGUGCAGCGCGUGGUGGAUGCCAGGACCGGGACCGUGUACGCGGAGCUGACGAGCAAGGCGUUUGGCAUCGGGCAGGGCGGGUAUGGCGGGCCUCCUGGCCCCAAGACGCCGAGUUAUAGCCCCCCGCAGAGGACGCCGGAUGCCGUGCACGUGUUCCAGACGACACCUGAGACGACGCUAUUAUAUCGGCUGUGCGGGGAUUAUAAUCCCAUCCAUGCAGAUGAUGGGUUUGCAAGAGAGGGCGGGUUCAAGGGCGCGUUUCUGCAGGGGCUGGGCACGUGGAAUAUUGCGGCUCAUGGGGUGUUGAGGGAGUUGGGGGGGAGUGAGGCUGGGCGAUUGAGGAGUUUCAAGGCGAGGUUUGCAAAGAUUGUGUAUCCUGGAGAUGCAUUGGAGACGAGAAUGUGGAGGGUCGGCGAGAAGACGGUUGAGGGGAGGGUGUUGGAAGAGAUCAUCUUCCAGACCGUGGUGCAGGAGGAUGGACGGGUGGUGUUGAGCAAUGGGUUUGUGGAGUUGUGGAAGAAAGGACUGGAGAGCAAAUUGUAGCUUUGGAAGUGCAAGAUGAUCGCUUGACAUACUGAUAAGCCAUUCAGGUUU
Molecule: messenger RNA, 1180 nt
Organism: Paraphaeosphaeria sporulosa
Lineage: Eukaryota; Fungi; Ascomycota; Dothideomycetes; Pleosporales; Didymosphaeriaceae
Product: Thioesterase/thiol ester dehydrase-isomerase
Exons: 2
Coding region: 140-1129 (329 amino acids)
Cellular component (GO): peroxisome
Source: RefSeq, a predicted model, not a curated record